GUAGGGUGAUUGAGCCACUUUCCAUCAGGAGGCUGAUAAACGAAGUCCUGACCAGGAUAAUAGGAGAUGAGACAGUGACGUGGCUGGAGCGGACCAUGAUCGGUUGGACCUAUAACGGCAGCAUUGCGUCUAAGCUUUGCAGACCUGCGGAGGUAUUCUGCGAUUUUGAUGUUGCGAAGUGGAUGGAGGCCUACGAACCGGAGCAGUGUCCAUGCAAAUCUCGCAGGUACACGGACAUGUGCAGCAAUGCUUCGAUCUCGCUGCUCCAAAGCGAGGGUUGUACACAUGUGAUCACUUUGGACUCGUCGAUCAUAGACAAUCCACUACUCCAAGGCAUCAUCAACUCUGGACUGAACCAUAUCCCUUGCAUGACCCUGGACGUGGACGAGGCGGAGAACGAGGUGGGUGGAUUCCUGGACAGACUCAUGGCGAUGGUACUGGAACUACGCAAGCUCACGGCGUCCACCGCGUUAUUUCUGCGGAGGUUAAUCUUAAAGAAAGCGAGAGCGAGGAUGGCGAAAUACUGGGAACAACAUAGGCACAUAACCGCGGAGCCGUUCGAACAUCCGACUGUCAAGCAGGAGCUGGAGUUUCUCACCGGUCCCUUCCUCGUCUGUCCGACGGAUAAAGCCCUGAGCACUCCUGCCUUCGUGUGCAAGAACUUCAUACGAAAGCUCGCCUUUCAGAGGUUGUCUGGACCUGAGUUCGCAAUCAUCGCCGCCCCCCCCUACAUCGGUCAUCUCGCGGAUACGGGGCGAGCUUUCAGCUAUGCCCGCGUUGUCGGUUGCACCAGUGACACUCCCACAUUUUACCAGAAGAGAAGCUUGGAGUUGGAAGAACGAUAUGGGGUGAAGGCAAACUUGUGGUGGGCGAUAGCCUCGGUAGGGGAGUUUUAUGCGAACCUGCCAGAGAAGAUCUAUUCCAUAUUUACGGCGGAUAUCACUAAAUGCUUUGAGACGAUUCCCACGGACAGCUCGGAGGAUAGCCUACCGGCGAUAGUGAGAUUUUACGUGCAGGGUGCGAUGCAGGUGCAGAGGGAGAGAAGCUCGAGCCACAUCAUUCGGAUCAGGGUAGGGGAGGGCGGCAGGUUCUGGCCCUCGUGGGUAGAUGGCGAUCAGGCGGAGGGAUUGGGUUCUAUGCUGUUCAAAGUUGGAGAUGUCUGCUGGCUCACGGAAUGGUGCAACGCCAACAGUGUGUUACGUAUGGGGGACUAUGUGUGGAGACAAGUCAUGGGCAUCCCCAUGGGCUUGGCCUGCUCCCCGAUUUGGUGCGAUAUCUAUUUUUUCAAAUAUGAGUAUCACGCCAUGAUGAGGUUGGCAUAUACCGGGAAUGCAUAUCUAAUUCCUAACUUAUCGGACACCUUCAGAUACAUCAACGACCUGGGCUCGAUUAACAACACCAUCAUCGGGAGCUUCAUGUGGAAGAAGGGGGACAGGGAGGAGAACGACCCGUGCUGGAUCUAUCCAGACGAGUAUAUUGGGAUCAAGGAGAAUACCGAGGUUGUCGUGGAUGGGUGCGGACGAAAGGCCAAUUUCCUCUGCGUGACCAUUACAAUCACCUCUCCCGAGACGGGUACAUACGUCACCUCUAGGCAUGACAAGCGCGCAGACCUAGGAUUUGCUUCAUGCAGGUUUAUGAAGUAUAAGUCCAACAGAAGUGUUAAGCAGGCGUUGCAGAUUAUCACGGCCCAAGUCGCACAGAUACUAUUACUGUGCUCCAAACCAGGUGAUGCGGCCGAGGAAAUAAAGAAGGUGAUGACCGCGAUGAGGAACAAUGGCUUUGCUAGGGAUGCUUACUGGGGAGUGGUUAGGAAGACUCUGUGGAAUGCAUAUCGCUACCAGCCCGACAUGGUUUCCGUGCAUACGGUCAGGGAAGCGCUGGCCGAUAUGUAUAGUAUCACUGACUAACUGUGGUUUUCGUGUGCGUAUCUGUGUUUGUGUAUGUGCGUAUCUGUGUGAUUGGUGUCCGGGGGACGACUGGGCCGAGAGGGCCGGUUGUUCUCCGCACAACCUUCCCCUCGGACCCUGUCAUCCCCCAGAGGGAACGGGGUGGGACACACACACACACAUACAGAAAAAACUAUUUGGUGUGAUCUUUGGUCAUUGUUUGAUGUAUGGACUACGCCUCCUUUUCUCGUGUGGAUGCUCCCCUGUCUCUCCUUACCCUUUGAUUCAAUGGAAACAUCGCUUGUCUUUUUCCUCCUCUCCUUCUCCUUCCUCCCUUUCUUUCGCACCUUUACCUCCUUCUCUCAGGCCUCUCCCCUCCUCCCGCUCUCCUCCCCCCCUCUUUCGCUCCCUCUGUCUCCCUCUUCUCCCGCCUCCAUUUCCUUGCUCCUAUCUUCUGCAUGUUUUUCCCGCUAUAGCUAGUUGUCUUUUUACCUCUUCCGGCGGUGUCUCGUCCUUUGUUGCACUCUUACUUAGUUAUGUCGAUGAAAGUGUAUGAUCGUGUCUGGGAAAUUACAUGUGAUAAAUUGUUUUCAAUGCU
This is a messenger RNA of Chara braunii, 2484 nucleotides long. Lineage: Eukaryota; Viridiplantae; Streptophyta; Charophyceae; Charales; Characeae. The record is from the annotation of a GenBank genome assembly.